UUAAACGCGUCAACGCGGAACGCGCGAUUAGAAGUCACGAAGUGUUACAACAUUGCUGAUUGACAAGUAGUUUUUUACGUGUAUUAAGAUUAAGUUUUGACAUGGCAGCGUAUAUUGUCACAAACGCUUUGUCACGAACAGCUCGAAAAACUUUACAAUCUGUUUCUGCGUUGAAAUACUGCACAAAAAUGGCACCUAUAUACAAGACAUUAUCAGUAUCUAGUCCAAAACCGUUUGUUUAUCUGGUCAACCUGAACAGACCAGAAAAACUGAAUGCCAUGAAUCCAACCAUGUGGAAGGAAUUUAAAGAAUGUUUUGAAGAAUUAGCAGAAAAUCCCGAGUGUCGAGUAGUUGUUUUAUCAGCUGUUGGCAGAGUAUUCUGUGCAGGACUUGAUCUUCAGGGAAUGGUGGAAUUAGGUAAAACUUUAGGACAGCAUGAGGAUGUUGCUCGUAAGUGCAAAGUCUUGGAACUUCACAUUAAAAACUAUCAAGAGACAUUUACCGCCAUAGAAAAGUGUCCCAAACCAGUAAUAGCUGCUGUGCAAGGUGCAUGUGUCGGUGCAGGUGUGGAUAUGAUAUCUGCAGCUGACAUACGUUAUGCUACUACCAAUGCAUACUUUCAAAUCAAAGAAGUUGAUAUAGGCUUAGCUGCUGAUGUCGGUACACUUCAAAGAUUUCCAAAGAUAAUAGGCUCUGAUAGUCUAGUAAGAGAGCUUAUUUAUACCGCACGGAAAUAUCCAGCAAGUGAAGCACUACAAAGUGGAUUCAUAAGCCGUAUAUUCGAUAAUGAAGAUAGCUUGUUGAAUACAUCGAUAGAAAUUGGUGAAAGUAUUGCGAAGAAGAGUCCAGUUGCGGUCCAAGGUUCAAAAAUAAGCAUAGUAUAUUCCAGAGACCAUACAGUUCAAGAAGGACUAGAUCAUAUUGCAAUGCAAAACAAAGUAAUGCUUCAGAGUGAAGAUUUGGCGAAUUCAGUCAUGACACAGUUUGCUAAAGGUGAUCCUCCAGUAUUUUCGAAGUUAUAAGAUUUGUAACAGUUUAUUUAGUUAUACUUUCACUUGUUGGAAUGGAAUUUACAGUAAAGAGGUAUACAUAUAAAUUUAUAUAUAUCGAAAAUAUUAUACAUAUUUUUUU
Pseudomyrmex gracilis is the source of this 1131-nucleotide messenger RNA. RefSeq names its product delta(3,5)-Delta(2,4)-dienoyl-CoA isomerase, mitochondrial. NCBI's taxonomy places the organism in Eukaryota, Metazoa, Arthropoda, Insecta, Hymenoptera, Formicidae. The coding region runs from base 102 to 1022 and encodes 306 amino acids. Gene Ontology annotation, cellular component: mitochondrion. The record is from RefSeq and is a predicted model, not a curated record. The transcript has 7 exons. Gene Ontology annotation, molecular function: delta(3,5)-delta(2,4)-dienoyl-CoA isomerase activity.